Messenger RNA from Mycena citricolor, 945 nucleotides. Lineage: Eukaryota; Fungi; Basidiomycota; Agaricomycetes; Agaricales; Mycenaceae. The record is from the annotation of a GenBank genome assembly.
AUGUCAGGACAUCACCGCAUCACCCUCGCCGCCAAUCCCCCCUACUUCAAUGGCGACAAAUCCAAGUACCUGGGCUUUGUGGACGCGUGCACCACUUACAUCGGUGCCUAUCGAUUGGAGUUCUUGCUGGACGAGACAAAAAUCCUCUUUGUCCUCUCCUACCUCCGUAAUGAGACUGGCACAAGCUGCGCCGCCUCGAGAUGGGCAAUGAACUGGAAGCAGCACAAUUUCGAGGGCUUCCAAGGAAUGAAGGUUAGAGUCACCGUGACAAGCUUCUUGGAGGAGCUCCAGAGGGCCUUUGGGGAUUCUAACGCAGAACAAGUCGCUGCUGCCCAACUCAUGGCCCUUUGUCAGGGCAGACGGUCCUUUGCGGACUACAUCUCCGACUUCAAAAUGCUGGCUGCGGACACCGGAUACAACGUGGUCACCACCACAAAUGACCAGGGCAAAUACAAGAAGGGGGAUCAAGACAAUAUCCUCAUUGAGUUUCUUGAGCGUGGGCUCAGUAGCAAGAUUGUGAGCCACCUCUACAACACCGGUGUUCCCCUGCCCAAGGCAUACGGUGCCUUCAAGAACUGGUGUGUCAACAUCGAGGCCAAUGCCUUGCGCGACCAGCUGUGUAAGGCAUCCUAUGCGCACUCAACUCCGCGGCCUCCCCCUCAAUUCCGCCCUCAGGCGGCACCAGCGGCGUCCACACGCGCUCCAACCCGGCCAGCUGCCAACGAACCGGUCUUAAUGGAAAUUGAUUGCAUGCACACCCGCAGCCGCAAUAUCAUCUGCUACAACUGUCAGCAGCCUUGGCACAUUGCGCGGAACUGCCCAGAACCAAGGAAGAAGCACACAUUCUUCAAUUGGGCCACGAUGCUUGAAGAGAUCGAGAACGGGGAUAAGGACAACAAGUUCCUCAAGGAGAUUGCUGAGAAGCUGCGCGAGAAGGGUUUUUGA